Molecule: messenger RNA, 7647 nt
Organism: Lutzomyia longipalpis
Lineage: Eukaryota; Metazoa; Arthropoda; Insecta; Diptera; Psychodidae
Product: protein sax-3-like
Exons: 12
Coding region: 1104-4406 (1100 amino acids)
Biological process (GO): homophilic cell-cell adhesion; dendrite self-avoidance; axon guidance
Cellular component (GO): axon; plasma membrane
Molecular function (GO): cell-cell adhesion mediator activity
Source: RefSeq, a predicted model, not a curated record
AGUUUGGUUGUUCGCGCCGUGGCGUGUCGAUGUUGUUGGUUUCCUUCUCGCGUGGCCAGUGUGUGUUUCUGUCUUCUCUCUCCUGUUUGUGGGUGCUGCUGUUAUAUGCUUUAAGGGGUCGCCCCUUCAAUUCGAGCGCUCACACACGAUUCCCGUGAAAGAAGGCGCUAGUUUUAGAUAAACACAACCAUCCUCUUGCACUGUGACGAUUGAUUUAGGCGACACAUGGUGGUGGGUUGUGUUUGGUGUUAAUUCGUGAGAACAUGGAGGAGAAUCCUCUGCAUUUGGGCAAUUGGUGGUGAGGCGAAAAAAGAAAACGGCUCUGUGCCAGUGUGUUUGUUCUUCCAUUGCAACAAGAAGAGAAAAUAUUAAUUGUUGAAACCGAAAAUAGUGUCUUUGUUCGACCCCCCCCCCUGGGUGUUGUUCUUGAGAGAAGAAAAGAAAAUAUUUAAUUAAAAAAAAAAAUAAAUCGUAAAUACUGAAGCAGCUGUGUGCAAUGUGAAAGGUAGAUUAGCUAGAACGGUUAGACAGUUAAUAAUGUUUGACAGUUGCAAGUGUCAGAACGUUUUUCUAUCUGUCACCUAAGUGUUCAGUAACUUUGAAUUCUAACCGUUUUUGGCAGUUUUUCCGCCGAGUGAUUUUCGUGGUAAAUGUGUGCUCAAUUUCGUAAGCAAAAAGUCAGCGCAAUAGGAAAUUAUUUGCGGGUGGCGUACUAAAACGGGGAGUGAAGAGCUAGCUUAAAUAGGGGGUGUGUGAGUUGUGUGUGUGGAAAAAAAAGAAAAAAGAAUUGUGUAAAGUGAGAAAAGAGAUCCAUUAAGAACACUCGCUGGGAAAUAAAUUGUUUUAACUGAAAGGCAAAAAAAGGAAGAAGAAAAAAAGGAGAAAAAAGCACACGAUGAUGUGAGAAGGUCUCCUAUAUCCAAAUGGAUAGGCCAACCUUUUAUUUUCAACACUCUGCACCUACUAAAGUGAAUUGAUUUCUUAAGCAGUGUGUGCCAGCCUACAAAUCUCUCAUUCUUACGUAACAAACGGAUACUUCGGACACUUCACUCCCAACACCUUCCUUAAACAUUCGUCGUCGUUUUUUUUUUGGAGCCACCAAGAUGGAUAAAUCGUGCACACUCUACUGUCUACUUUUUCUCCUUCUCAACGAUUUAUGGACACUCGUUGGAGCUCAACAACGCCCUCGAAUUCUGGAGCACCCAGCUGAUGCCGUGGCAGCCCGUGAGGAACCCCUAACGCUCAACUGCAAGGCAGCAGGACGACCAACACCUGAGAUAACAUGGUUUCACAACGGGACACCCCUCGUGCCGUCAGAGAGAAGGGUCGUCCUACCGGAGGGAUCCCUCUUCUUCCUCAGAGUAAUGCAGAAUAAGCGAGAUCAUGAUGCAGGGACGUACUUCUGCGUAGCUGAGAGUUCAGCAGGAAAGGCUGUAUCCCGCAAUGCAACCCUGCAAAUUGCAAUGCUCAGAGACGAAUUUAGGGCUGUACCGAAGAAUACAGUGGCCCUAGCUGGGGGUCCCGUGGUACUCAACUGCACGCCACCCCGUGGAAUUCCAGAGCCAUCGGUUUUGUGGUACAAAGACGGCAAAUUGUUGGAGAUUAGCGGCAAAAGACUCUCAAUGGUUGAGUCAGGGAGCCUCAUGAUAUCAGAAGUAUACAGUUCUGAUGCUGGAAAGUACGAGUGCACAGCUCAAAGUAUGGCUGGUAGUAAAUCCUCCCCACCGGCUAUUUUGAGUGUCUUGGCGCCCCCGACAGUUGUCCGGGGGCCCCAAGAUACGGAAGUUGUCGAGGGUGAAGGUUUAGAUUUACCAUGUGAGUUGACUGGUGACCCAAAGCCAACAGUUUCGUGGCAUCGGGAGAAUGGGAAUCUCCCGGAGACAAGAUCCCGCAUCCUCCUUGACAAUACACUAAGAAUUGAAGAUGCUCGCCCGGAGGAUCAGGGCCGAUACAUCUGCAAGGGACACAACGAGGGUGGAAAUGUCUCGGUGGCCGUAAAACUUUACGUUUAUGCAAUUCCAACGUUCAUUGAGGCCCCUGCGGAUGCUGAAGCACACGAAGGGACCACCCUGAGGCUGCCAUGUCGCGCCCAGGGACGUCCCAAGGCAAGAAUAGUGUGGGAUCGUGUUGGUGCCCGUGUGGAUGCUUCGCAGCUCCUUGAGCUUGACACAACGCAAGAUGAAUUGCUGGCAAGGGCAAAAAUUAUGAGUCUUCGUUCGAAGCGUGAACGACUCCAUCCCAAUGCCACCCUUGCCCCAGAGUCUUCCCCAGCUCCACGUACCCGAAGGGAUACUUCGGGGAAUCUCGCCGGAGACCGUGUUCUCGAGGCGGAAUUUUUGCAAAUAAUGCGUGAUCAGGAGGACGACGAUCUUCAGGAUGAUCCACCAACGUGGCUUCGAACUUUCGACUUAAGCUCAAAGCGCGUCAAGAGGAGCGAAGGUGAAGAAGAGGUUGAAGAUAGCCCAGAAGAUGGUACCAGUGAUGCCACAUCCGUUCUCUUCUUCUCAACACCCCUACCCAGUGAUGUGAGUCGCCUGGAAGUGGAUGAGAAUGGUGAAUUAAUCCUCCGAGAUGUAACACAGCACCAUCAGGGGUGGUAUGCCUGUGCAGCCCUCAAUGAAGCCGGUAGCGUCGUCAAGCGCGUCUUUGUGCGCAUCCUUGCCCCCGGUGUGGCGGAAGGACAAUCCCCACAGCCACUGGAACCCGUGAGUAGUCGCUGGGGGACUGAUCAAACGGUCCUCGUGAGCUCUGUGCGUGGUGCCACGUCUCAAGCACUCGAUGUCACGUGGGACAUCACGAGUGAUUCACCCCCAGCCACCGUGCUCACCCUCCACUACCGCCCAGCAGCUGAUGGUGGGGACUUUGUCACGAGUAGUGCCCCAUUGAGUGCCAAGAGGCAUCGUAUUGAUGAUCUGCGAGCGCACACGGAGUACGAGGUGUUUGCAACUGUUCCCGGUGGCCUUGGGGGUAGUAUAUCAAACAUCCGGACGGGAAUGACGCUCGAUGGGGCACCAUCGGCACCCCCAACUGAUGUACGGGUGGGUGUGAUCAAUACAACAGCAGCGUACGUGAGGUGGUCACCGCCACCGCAGCAUUUGCUCAAUGGGGAGCUAACGGGGUACAAUAUACAAAUAAAGUCCAACACGACCAACAAGAUCCUCGGACAGAUGUCACUGAACGCCUCUACACAGUCCGUUGUGAUUAACAGCCUGAUUCCGGGUGGGCGUUACAUUGCGAGUGUGGCCUCCCUGACAGCGGGUGGUUUGGGACCCUACAGCCCCCCAGCUGCCCUUCAUAUGGAUCCUUCCUACAUACCGCGACCUCCGAGAACGGAUCCAGCUGCCAAUGGAUGGUCAUCGAUGUGGAUGUCAGGAAUUGUUCUUGGUAUCCUGGGCGUGGGGCUUUCAGGUGGUGCCAUAUUUGCUCUGUACUGGGCCAAGAGGAAUAAACGUAUCAUGAAAGCAUCCUAUCCGGGUCCAAUGUUAACUGCAACACUCCCGGAUAAACAGCACACACUGUGGCUCCAUGGGAAUCCCAUGAUAAAGCCAACGCAUUCCCUGGCACCACCAGCUGCUUCGGAAUAUGCCGAAGUGACGCCUACGAAUCACCUGCAGAAGCCUCCGUUGCCCAAUUCAGCUCCACCAGAGCCCUAUGCCACGGUUACGCUGCAACGGGGCACAUCAGGAGCUUCCGAUGAUACGUGCGCCAAGUGCUCAGCUAGUCCCAGCUCAAGUGAAUACAAUGCACCACUGAGGGAGCCAAUGAAUCUGUGUGAGAUGCUCCCACCACCACCGGAUCAUCCGUAUGGGGCGUACAAGCCACCCAACAAUAUGACCAUUCGCACAAAUCCAACAGCAAUGUCCCCCCAGGUGAUGCGACGUGUACCACCUACGCCGCCACGAUGGGGUACACUGCCGCCGCCAAUCCCGAGCUUCCCACAGACAUGGUGUCAGCGUCGCCCAGACGGACCAGGCUCAGGAGAUUUCUUCCCAGAGGAGAAUGACUACGAGAGUGGAUCUGUACUGUAUGAGCAAUGCUGCCGCCCUGAGGACCAGAACUACUUCCACGGCAUCGAACCCACCGAGGAGUACUACCGCAAUGUCAACAUGGAGUUCUUCGAGGACCAAGAAUUCGAGCCAAGCACCCCGCCGCCACCGUGCCCAUCGGAUGCGUAUGCAUCCAAAAUCAGCGCAAAUAUGCGCCUAAUAGCCAAUGGGAGUGUCGUUGAGGCGGGCCAGCUGAAGCGGCCACAGCCGCGUAGCCAUCAGGGCAGCACAACGCAGAGUGCCCAUAGUUCGGACGAUGAGAGUGAGAGUGACAACCGGUGGGCCCCGCGAUCGAGACGCAGCCGGUCCCGGUCGAAAAGUGGCGACCGGAAGUACAGAAAUGGCGGCCACAUCCGAUAAAAAUUGCACAACACGACUGAUUUUUUACACCCCCACGACACUUUUUUAAAUGUGUAUUUUUGACCUCAAUUAAAUGGCCACACAACAUAUGAAUCGCAAUGUGAAGGCAAGAGGGUCCAAAAGGGAGGUAACAAAGGGGGACCCAAUGAUCCCAAAUACGGGCCUGGAGUUUUUUUUUCUAAAUUAGAAAUCUUAAAGAAAUGAAUUUUAAUGCAUUUUUCAUUUAAAAUUCUUUACAAGAAUUAUUUGUUUUGCAUUUUACUGCUAAAAAAUGAUUUUAUUAAUUUAAAAAUAUUUUUUAUUCGGAAUAAAUAAAUCUGCUGACAGAAUAAAAUUAAUUUGCUUACAAAAUUGAAAAAAUACUAUUUUGAAAUAUUUUUGAAAAAGCAUAAGAAAGAAUCAGUUGAAAGAGUUAAAUAUUCUGCUGACAGAAUAAAGUAUUCAACUAACCAAAUAAAUGAAUCUGCUUACUGAUUAAAAAAAAUUCUUUUAACAGAAUAAAGGAAUCCGUUAAUUGAUUGAAAUAUUUUACUUACAAAAUUGAAUAUCUUAGCUGAAUUAUGAAAAUCUGAAGAUAAAAUUAAUUUGCUUACAGAAUAAAAUAAACUGCUGACAGAAUAAAAUAUUUAGUUGGCCCAUAAUCCGGAUGAUUCUCAAUCAUUUUCAUUUUUUUAAUAGUUUCAAUCUGAAAUAAUAUUUGUCAAACCAAAUAUUAAGCUAACAAAUUAUAAAAAAACAAUGCUUACAGAAUAAUCUUGUGUGCUUACAGAAUAAAAUAAUCAGGGAACAGAAUAUAAAAAAAUCUACUGACAAAUUUUAAUAUUUAUGUCAAUAUAAUAACCCCCUUUACUUGCUAAAUAAAAUAUUCUGUCAAAAGAAUAAAAAAAUCUAUGACAGAAUAGGAAUAUUACCAGACAAAGAGAAUAAAAAUUAUUUACCUACUGAAAAGAAUUUAAAAAAAAAAUCUCUUACAGUUGAAGAGUUUAUUCCGAAUUAAAAAAUAUAUAUUCCGAACCCUUCAAUUUAUUCGGAAUAUGUUUUUUUCUUUCAAUAGUUUUGCCUUAAAUUUCUCAUUUCCUUUGCGCCCUUUAUGCCUUUGCAUUGCCACAAAAUUCCACACUGCGAAAGAAAAACCUCAUUUUGGCCCCAUUUGGCCGUUUAUUUGUAAAAUAGAACGUCUUGUUUGUUUUUUUUUUGUCUUGUAAUUAUAAAAGAUUUUUUACAAAGAAAUAUAAAUAUUUAGCGUUAUGAGUGCUGAUUUUUUGUAUUUUAUCAUAAGUUUAAUGCGUAAAUAAUUAAUUUAUAAAAUAUCAUUUUUUUUUAAUGAAAAUAAUAUAUAAUUGAUAGAUUUUUUAAAGAGGUGAAAGUUUUUUAAGAAAAUAUUUAAUACAAAUUAAAAAAAAAAUUGUAUGAACAUUCGGUUCUACAGAUACACACACAAAUAUACAAAGAAAAAAAAUGCCCUUUCAUGACAAAAAAAAUCAUAAAAAAACAUCAAAAAUUUUUCUUUUUUUAAGAAACGCGAGAGAAAAGUUUUAGGAAAUAAGAAAAUUAAUAAAAAAAAUUGUUGAUAAAGAAUGUAAAAAAAGUAGUUGGAGAAAGGUCUUAAUUUUUUGCCUUAAAAGCAUUAAAAAAUAACAUUUAUUAAGAAGAAAAAAGAUGAUAUUCAUAUUAUACACAAUCCAACAAAAAAUAAUAAAUAAAUAUUUAUCUAUUAUGAAGGAAAAAAAGACUCAACUAGAAAAAAAAUGCAAAAUGUUAAAAUGAUUACUCAAUAAACUCCAAAGUCCCUCCUUUUUUUUUCUUUUAUCUUGCAUUGAGAAAUAGAAAAUUCUUUUAAAAAUCUCUCAUUGCAGAUAUUUGUUGGUCAGUUAAAAGUUUUAUUUGACAGUAACAAAAAUAUUUUGCACAGUAAGUUUUUUUAAUUAAUUUCAACAAACUCCGCUUAAUUCCCUUGAAUCUAACCUCAUUCUCUCAAAGCAAUUAUAUAAAAAAUACCUAACAAUAAAUUUCUCCUCUGUUUUCUUAAAUUUAAUUAACUGCUCUGCUAAAAGGAUGUAAAAUUAACAAAAAAACUGUACAUAAUCUAAAAUUGAAUGCAAAAAGCGAAAAAAAAUAUUCAGAUGCCUCCUCUGUAAAUAAAUAAAUAAAAUAAAAAUGAAAAUGCAUCAAGAAACCUAACCUAAAUCUAAAAUGAAAGUGACUAAAUAAUUAUUCUAUCAAAUAACUUGUACUAUAAAGAAAAAUAUCAAUAAAAAAUAGAAGAAUGUAUAAAUGAAAAAAAAACUAAAAAAUGCAUUUAUUUAUAUUAUUACAAAAAAUGGUAAUUAUAUUUAAAAAUAAAAAGUUGAGGUUAAGUUUUGAGAAAAGAAAAUUAUUCCUUCAUUUUUUUGGGAAUGUCUUUGAGGUUAUGUCAACAAUUUUUUCCACACAAACAUAUCGAAAACUGACAAGAUUAGUUUACAAAAAAAAAUAAAUUCUUCAAAUUUCCUUUAUCAGACUUCAUUGCGCGUGAGAAUUCAUGCAAAAACCAUAUCUAAUAUUUUUUAAAAUAUUAAAACUUACUAAACAAAAUGUGACAGAUGAAAAUGCCAGUUUAAUAGGAAAUAUAAUUAAUUAAAAGAAGUGAAAUGAAAAAAAAAUAUUUAGAAAUGUCUUUAAAAAAGAUUCAAAGAGAGAUUCUAAACAUAAUCAGUUAUAUAGUUACCAUUUUGACAUCAAUCGCAAGUAUUAUUUUGUAGAGAUUUUCAUUCACAAAAAAAAGGAAAACAAACUUUGCUGAUCUGAAAAUUUAAAUGAAAACUAAACUCUUCAUCUUUGUUUCUUCAUUGUCCUUUAAUUUUUUUGUAAAGAAAAAAAUGUCAGCCAUUGAAAGAAAGCGUCAGUGGACGCCAUUUUGCAAUCAGCUGAUUAGUUUCCAUGGCGCCUUUUGCAGAAAAGAGACAAAUAAAUGAAAAGCAUGGCAAUGUAUAGAGAACAAAGCAAAAUGUUACUGAAUCCUUCCUCCUGGGAGUGCCAAGAAUCGCGUGUGCAGUGAAUGGAUAAUAAAAAAAAUGGACGAAAAGAGGCAAACUUCGAGUUAACUUUGUAACAAAAAUUGAAAUAAUUUUCAACUCUCCCAUCCCCCCAAAAGAAAUGUAAGAAAUUUUGUGAGAAUGAUAAAAGUGGACAAAGAUAAAAAACGUCGAAUGAGGAUGAUACAAAAUAAAAAUGCUAAAUAAACUUUAUUACUUAUAAAAAA